UGGCUGCGCUCCCUUUCAUUCCGCAGGGAGCGUCGGCGGGGAAGGGCGAGCCAUGAAUGGGGCGCGGAGCCUUUGUACGUUGGUGGACGUUCGCAGCGAGGACGACAGCCUGGAAAGUGUGAAAAUAUUAAGGCUGACGCUGCAGAAUGAUCUCCCAGGCGACAGGCGAGACCCAGCGAAGCCGAAGCCGGUGGGAAGAGCCUUUGCCAUGGUGGCCAACCGGCCCACGGGCAGCCACGCCUUGGCUUCGGAGUGCGUCAAGUCCAGCGAGGGGGAUGAAGAGAUCAUCAAGGUGUAUCUGAAGGCUCGGGCAGAGGACAAGGUGAAGAACGAGAAGAGCCCCCACGCGCUGAAAAGCGACAGUAGUCAGAGCCAAGAGCUGACUUCAGAAAAACAGAAUGGGUUCCGUCCACACAGAACUGCCUCGUAUCGAAGCUUGUCCGCAAGUGAGGAGGAGCCGUCCCAUCCCGGAGAAGACAUCCGAAUCAUGCGCGAGACGACCAAGAGGCUUUUCUCCAAGCUGCAGGAGGCGGAGAAGCGGCACCAGUCGGAUCGGGCUGCUUAUGAGACUUCCAUCUCCCACUACCGGAGGGAAGCGGAGCAGUCAGGCGCGGCCCUUCGGCAGGCAGAAUUUGAUCUGGCAGAGAAGGAUUUGAAGCUGGAGGAAGUUCAGCGACUUCUCUCGGGGAUGGAAAAGGAGCACCGCAGCCUGCUGCAGAAGAUGAAAGACGGCGAAUCGGAGCUGGAGGAGCUGCGGAAGCUGCAGAGCGACCAACUUGCCGAGCAGGAAAGGUCAUCCAAACUAGAAAAGGAAGUCGCUGCUUUGCGGGAGAAGAUCCACCACCUAGAUGACAUGCUCAAGAGCCAGCAGCGCAAAGUCCGGCAGAUGAUUGAGCAGCUUCAAAACUCCAAGACGGUGAUUCAGUCCAAGGACGCAAUAAUCCAAGAGCUCAAGGAGCGGGUGGCGUACCUGGAGGCCGAGAACCUGGAGAUGCACGAUCGCAUGGAGCACCUCAUCGAAAGCCAGGCCAGGUCCGACGGGUACGGCGCCAAGCCCCGCUCCAAAUCGGAGUACAGCAGCAGCAGCAAAAGGACCACCAAGUCCCUGGGGCCCAAGCCCUUGCCUCUUAUCCGAGUGGUGGAGACAUGAACGGAUUUCCCAGCCGUCCGCCCCGCCCGCCCCGAAAGGUUCGGCUCCAAACAGAAAGAGACUCGUCCCCAGCUCGCUUAUGCCCUUGGCCGAGGCUUCCAUAGCAGGCAGAGGCCGCCUGGACGUCGCGGGGAAAAAACCAAGGCCUGCCUGAGCCCGAUGGACUCUGCAGAGAGUUGAGAAGCAGGGGAGGGAAUUUAUGAAACCCGUCGCUUUUCCCGAGGACAGGACAGGAUCGUGUUCCUUUUGCGGUCCUUGCAACAGAUCUGCAAGACCUGGCUGGCAUUAUAAGAAGAGUUCCUUUAGUUUUUCUUUUUUUUAUAUAAAGACACCCCCUUCAAACUUUUCUUUUCCGGCUUUACGCGCUCCCGGAAAAGGGUGCAAAAGCCGGCUUUCCGUUCUGGAGGAAUCUUCGCAGGACUCGGAGCAGCGAGUUAAAGGCCUCUGUCGGAAGGGAGGAAAACCGCUUGUUUCAAAGAGGUCCACGGGCGUCGUUACAGUCCAAGCGGGAUGAUUUCUGCGCGGAGCCUUGUUCCGAGCUCCUGUGUUUUGUCAUGCUGCAGUGAGCUGUAACGUUGGGAGGGUAGGGUGGGCUGGGGAGGCCAUAAAUUAGCAUGCCGUAUAUAAUGCAAUAUAUAGACCCGAGUUUGGAGUGUUUGAGGUAUAUAAGCGUUAGGGCGAGGCGGAUCCCUAGAACCCAAGAGAUUCACCCAAAGCCUGAGGAAAUGGGUUCCCUCUGGAAAAGGCUGUGGCGGGGAGAGGCUGCAGUCAUGAGAGCUCCCUCAUCCAGGGAAGGGUGAGCUGAAAGCAGAAGAAGGGAACGUGAAGCUCAUCGCGUCAGGGCUUUUAUUUUUUUGAACCACCUUGACUGUCUUGUUUUUCGUUGAUCGCUGUGCCAUGCUUAAAAAAAAAAAAGUUACAGCCCA
Molecule: messenger RNA, 2076 nt
Organism: Heteronotia binoei (common prickly gecko)
Lineage: Eukaryota; Metazoa; Chordata; Lepidosauria; Squamata; Gekkonidae
Gene: TUFT1
Product: tuftelin 1
Exons: 12
Coding region: 53-1150 (365 amino acids)
Biological process (GO): intracellular signal transduction
Cellular component (GO): I band; intracellular anatomical structure
Source: RefSeq, a predicted model, not a curated record